Messenger RNA from Recurvomyces mirabilis, 1248 nucleotides. It is a transcript of the gene PPX1, whose product is annotated as Exopolyphosphatase. Gene Ontology annotation, cellular component: cytoplasm. NCBI's taxonomy places the organism in Eukaryota, Fungi, Ascomycota, Dothideomycetes, Mycosphaerellales, Teratosphaeriaceae. The transcript has a single exon. The record is from RefSeq and is a predicted model, not a curated record. Gene Ontology annotation, molecular function: exopolyphosphatase activity. Bases 1 to 1248 code for a protein of 415 amino acids.
AUGUCUCGCAUGCCCAUUCGUACCUUCCUAGUCCUAGCAAAACGCCAUCUCCAGCAAAACAUCCACAAUCGAACAGGCUCAGCAUCUUUCGUUCUCGGCAAUGAGUCCGCCGAUCUCGAUUCAAUCACCUGUGCGUUAGUAUAUGGCUAUAUCCAAUCCAGUAGACCCGAAGCAAGAAGAAAGAACAGUCUCGUGAUUCCUGUGGUCAACAUACCGGCUGCAGAUCUACCACUUCGACCGGAAUUGACUGCACUGCUUCGCCACGCAGAUGUCAAAUCCGAGGAUCUGGUUACCCUGGAUGACCUCAAACCUUUGCCACUACCUUUGGACCAUACAAACUGGACGCUGGUUGAUCACAAUGCCAUGACCGGUGCUCUAGCCGAGCACUACAGCAAGUCUAUAACAGGCGUAAUCGACCACCACAAUGAUGAGAAGGCCAUCCCUUUUUCUGCGGACCCACGCAUCAUACAGAAAUGCGGCUCCUGCUCCAGCCUCGUGACAAACUAUCUCCGCACCACAUGGGAAGACCUAAGCUCCUCGAGUAGCACAGUAGGAGCAGCAAACGCCCAGAGCAGCGACGGCCUCACAGACGACUUCGCAUACACCACCGGCUGGGACGCCCGAGUAGCCAAACUUGCUCUUGGCAGUAUACUAAUCGACACCUUCAACCUUACCGACGAAAGCAAAGUUACAGAGGACGAUAAGAAUGCUGUCCGGUAUCUGGAGGCGAAAAUCAACGCUUCGAUGAGGUUUGGGAAGGAUUAUGAUCGAGAGAAGUUCUUCGAGGAGAUCAAUGCUGCGAAAGUUGAUCUUGAAAGUUUGUGUGUGGAGGAUGUGUUGAGGAAGGAUUAUAAGCAGUGGAAAGAAGGCAAUCUGACGUUGGGGAUCAGUAGUGUCAUUAAGCCUGUUGAGUGGCUUCAGCAGAAGGCAGGGAACGAGAAGUUCUCGCAAGUUCUGGAGGACUUUGCGAAGGAUCGUGGGCUUGAUCUUUUUGCUGUUAUGACUGCUUACACAGCUGAAUCCGGGAAGUUCGCUAGACAGAUGAUACUGUCAGCCACAUCCGACAACGAAAAGGCAACAGGAGUAGUGAACGAUUUCUCCAUGGAGGCUGGUGCUGAGCUACAGCUGGGGGAAUCCGAAGUACGGAGUCAGGACGAUUCUAAUCUUGGAGUCAAGAUCUGGAUACAGGGGAAUGUAGCGGCUAGCAGGAAGCAGGUUGGGCCUAUGCUAAGAGAGGCUAUGCGAUGA